AUGACGACUAAUAAUUCCUGCUGGCAACAAUUAUCAACUAAUACUCAUCAACGAGCACUCAUCAACUGUCACUCAUCAACGAACAAUCAUCAACGAACAAUCAUCAACGAACAAUCAUCAACGAGCACUCAUCAACGAGCACUCAUCAACGAGCACUCAUCAACGAGCUCUCAUCAACGAGCACUCAUCAACGAGCACUCACCAACGAGCACUCACCAACGAGCACUCAUCACCGAGCGCUCAUCAACGAGCACUCAUCAACGAGCACUCAUCAACGAGCACUCAUCAACGAGCACUCAUCAACUAGCAAUCAUCGACGAGCAAUCAUCAACUACCAAUCAUCAACGAGAAAUCAUCAACGAGAAGUCAUCAACUAGCACUCAUCAACGAGCACUCAUCAACGAGCACUCAUCAACGAGCAAUCAUCAACGAUCACUCAUCAACGAGCGAUCAUCAACAAGGACUCAUCAACGAGCAAUCAUCAACGAGCAAUCAUCGACGAGCAAUCAUCAACUACCAAUCAUCAACGAGCAAUCAUCAACGAGCAAUCAUCAACGACACUCAUCAACUGACAUUCAACAACGAGCAAUCAUCAACGAGCACUCAUCAACGAGCACUCAUCAACGAGCACUCAUCAACGAGCACUCAUCAACGAGCACUCACCAACGAGCACUCAUCAACGAGCACUCAUCAACGAGCACUCAUCAACGAGCAAUCAUCAACGAGCACUCAUCAACUGGCACUCAUCAACGAGCACUCAUCAACGAGCACUCAUCAACGAGCAAUCAUCAACAAGGACUCACCAACGAGCACUCAUCAACUAGCACUCAUCAACUAGCACUCAUCAACGAGGACUCAUCAACGAGCACUCAUCAACGAGCACUCAUCAACGAGCACUCAUCAACGAGCAAUCAUCAGCAAGCAUUCAUCAACAAGGACUCACCAACGAGCACUCAUCAACUGGCACUCACAUCAACGAGCACUCAUCAACGAGCACUCAUCAACGAGCACUCAUCAACGAGCACUCAUCAACGAGCACUCAUCAACGAGCACUCAUCAACGAGCACUCAUCAACGAGCACUCAUCAACGAGCACUCAUCAACAAGGACUCAUCAACGAGCACUCAUCAACGAGCACUCAUCAACAAGGACUCAUCAACGAGCACUCAUCAACGAGCGCUCAUCAACGAGCGCUCAUCAACGAGCACUCAUCAACGCGCGCUCAUCAACGAGCAAUCAUCAACGAGCACUCAUCAACGAGCACUCAUCAACAAGGACUCAUCAACGAGCACUCAUCAACGAGCACUCAUCAACGAGCAAUCAUCAACGAGCACUCAUCAACGAGCACUCAUCAACGAGCACUCACCAACGAGCACUCACCAACGAGCACUCAUCAACGAGGACUCAUCAACGAGCACUCAUCAACGAGCUCUCAUCAACGAGCACUCAUCAACGAGCACUCAUCAACGAGCACUCAUCAACGAGCACUCAUCAACGAGCACUCACCAACGAGCACUCAUCAACGAGCACUCAUCAACGAGCACUCAUCAACGAGCACUCACCAACGAGCACUCACCAACGAGCACUCAUCACCGAGCGCUCAUCAACGAGCACUCAUCAACGAGCACUCAUCAACGAGCACUCACUAUGA
This is a messenger RNA of Procambarus clarkii (red swamp crayfish), 1650 nucleotides long. NCBI's taxonomy places the organism in Eukaryota, Metazoa, Arthropoda, Malacostraca, Decapoda, Cambaridae. The record is from RefSeq and is a predicted model, not a curated record.